GGACGGGCAGGGGCUUCCCCUGGCCAAGCCCCAGGAUGGAGGACCUGCUGGAAACCCUGCCUCGGGCGCUCUCCCCCUGACCUCCUGCUCCUCCUCUUCCUACGGUCAGGUACAAAUGGAGCCUUCGGCACGGCGGAUCCGCAGGCGCCCGUGAGGCUGAGAAACCGGCCGCCGUCUCUUCUGGACCCUGUCCGGGAUGACCAUGGGCGCCUUGGGGGGCCAGGAGAACUACAGCGUCCAAGCCACGGCCACCAUCGCCGCGGUCACCACGUUCCUCAUCCUCUUCACCAUCUUUGGCAACGUUCUGGUGAUCAUCGCGGUGUUGACCAGCCGGUCCCUGAAGGCUCCUCAGAACCUCUUCCUGGUGUCCCUGGCAGCUGCGGACAUUCUGGUGGCCACCCUCAUCAUUCCCUUCUCCCUUGCCAAUGAGCUGAUGGGCUACUGGUACUUCAGCAGGACCUGGUGCAAAUCGUACCUCGCGCUGGAUGUCCUCUUCUGCACCGCUUCCAUUGUGCAUCUGUGCGCCAUCAGCCUGGACCGCUACUGGUCGGUCAGCCAGGCCAUUGAGUACAAUUCCAAGCGGACCCCCCGGCGCAUCAAGUGCACCAUCCUUGUGGUGUGGCUCAUUUCGGCCUUGAUCUCCCUGCCCCCACUGGUCCUCAACGAGAACCAGAACAGAGCCAAAGAGGACACGCCAAAGUGCGAACUCAAUGAAGAGCCGUGGUAUAUCCUGUCCUCCAGCACCUGCUCCUUCUUUGCGCCCUGCGUCAUCAUGAUUUUGGUCUAUCUCAGGAUCUACUUUAUAGCCAAGCGCCGGAGCAGACAUCGGUCUCAGGCCAAGCUGCCCAAAGGGAGAGCAGAGGAGGAGAGGCCGCAGGACAUCGCUGGCCCCCCUGAUGCUGCUCUCCCCAAAGAUGACCAGGCGAAGCCGGGAGGGAAAGUGGAACCCAACGGACUGCAGGCCCCUCCCCAGGAAGGUGAGCAGACAGACUCCCAUUCCCCCUCUACCAAACACUUUUCUCUUGUAAACCAGGAUGACCGGGACCCAGAACCAGACUCCGCCAUCAGCCCUUCCCCGUCCUUGCCGGAGAAGAAGCCAUCUUCAGAAUCCAGCCCCAUGGAGUGCAUUCCCCAGAACAGCAUCCAGAGAGGCAACGGACCUCCUCCUCGUUCCCCACAAGCCAUGGACACCUUGGCCACUGCCAGAGGGGAGACCCUGCUGGUGAGGAAGGUGAAGACGCUCAGUGCCAACCCUUGGAAGAGGAGGACCCACCUCAACCGAGAAAAGAGAUUCACCUUUGUCCUUGCAGUGGUGAUUGGGGUUUUUGUUAUCUGCUGGUUCCCCUUCUUCUUCCUCUACAGCCUGCGUGCCAUCUGCCCCUCGGAGUACUGCCCCAUCCCGGACAGCACCUUCACAUUUUUCUUCUGGAUAGGUUACUGCAAUAGCUCGUUGAACCCUGUCAUCUACACCAUUUUCAACCAGGACUUCCGCAAAGCCUUCCGGAAAAUCCUCUGCAGGCAGUGGACUCAGACUGCUUGGUGAGACUGGCUGGAAUCCAACAGGGAGAGACAAAGAGGGGACACGGUGUGGGUCCCUGAUGACUCUAUUGACAAAAGAGGGAACUCGGCAACUAUUUAAACAAAAACAGAAACCUAUUUAUUUUUUUGGCUUUUGUCUUUGCAGACAAGGGAGCGAGGUGAGUGCUGGGUCCAAAGUGGCUUUUUUAGAAAGUUGAUUUUGCUUUGAUUGUGGGGGUGCGUGCGUGCGUCCAAAAGAGACGGUGUGUAUCUAAACACGCACAUGCGCAUCUUUUCUGCCAAUUUGUUUUUCACUAAAACUACGUGCCAAUGUCCGAAGUCUUCUGAUUAGUUCUUUGGAGGGAAGAACUCUUUCUUCUACUUUCUGGGCUAAGUGAGGGCAUAGAGAAAGGUUGCCAACUUGGUUUACAAGCACUAUAAUGCUCCAGUUUUCUAGGGAUUGAAAGGAAAUAUUAACAGGUGUUCAUUUCUACAUACCAAGAUUCUGCAAAGGGGUCAGAGGAAAUAUAUUUACUCCUUUUUUUCAUUGUUCAUCUGGCUUUUCUUCAUGUGAUCUCUACUGCUUCAGCAAUCCACAUAUAGAAAUGUUUUGGAGUUAAAGCUUCUGACAUGGAGCACAUUUCAAAAUAAAUCUGCGCAGUCUAUC
Messenger RNA from Candoia aspera, 2185 nucleotides. It is a transcript of the gene ADRA2B, whose product is annotated as adrenoceptor alpha 2B. The transcript has a single exon. The record is from RefSeq and is a predicted model, not a curated record. Gene Ontology annotation, cellular component: plasma membrane. Lineage: Eukaryota; Metazoa; Chordata; Lepidosauria; Squamata; Candoiidae. Gene Ontology annotation, biological process: regulation of vasoconstriction; regulation of smooth muscle contraction; adenylate cyclase-activating adrenergic receptor signaling pathway. Gene Ontology annotation, molecular function: epinephrine binding; alpha2-adrenergic receptor activity. Bases 197 to 1543 code for a protein of 448 amino acids.